Messenger RNA from Wallemia ichthyophaga EXF-994, 2322 nucleotides. Its product is annotated as 2-deoxyglucose-6-phosphate phosphatase 2. The coding region runs from base 1 to 2322 and encodes 773 amino acids. The record is from RefSeq and is a predicted model, not a curated record. NCBI's taxonomy places the organism in Eukaryota, Fungi, Basidiomycota, Wallemiomycetes, Wallemiales, Wallemiaceae. The transcript has 9 exons.
AUGUCAUCAACUGCACCAGCUGAAUUCAUCGUCGAUGCCGUUCUAUUCGAUAUGGACGGUACUCUUGUAAACUCUAUCGCAGCCGUUGAAGCCGCCUGGGGUGCCGUGGCCGAUGAGAUUGGUCAACCGCGCAAGUCCGUCAUCGAGGCCACUCACGGACGCAGAGCUUCAGACAACCUCAAAGACUGGAAGCCCCAAAUUAAAGACGAGCAGCUCGACGGGGAAGUAGAGAAAUUCGAGCAGAGCAUCCUCAACCACGCCGACCAGUACAAGAAGCGUCGUGACAGUCGCUCAUCUUCACAAUCUUCGUCUAGACGUGCGUCAUCGUCUGCGUCAUCGAGACGACCAUCACAAGCCCAGCUGUUUGGAUCAUUUACUCCAAUCGACAAAACACGCAAGGAUUCAACCUCACAGGGUAAAGAAGGCAGAGUCAGCUCCGGUCAGCUCGCUAAACAGCUUGAGCCGCUCUCACUCGACAAAAACAACAGCGCCGUCGAUGAUGAGGCAGUGGAAGAUGAGGAGGAUGAAGACCUUGGACCAGAUAUGGGUGUUAGGAUCCUGCCUGGUGUAAGAGCACUCAUCGACAGUCUUCCUAAAGGUCGUUACGCAGUGGCUACUUCUGGAGCACGCGUUUAUGCAUACGGUGCUAUGGAGAGAGCAGGUAUUGUUGCUCCAGAAGUAACCAUCACUGCUGAAGAUCCACGCUUGAAGAAUGGUAAACCACACCCAGAUCCAUUCCUCUUAGCGGCUGAAUGUUUGGGUUACGACUGCAACAAGUGCUUAGUUGUCGAGGAUUCUCCUUCAGGUAUUAAAGCGGGUGUUGCUUCUGGUGCAAUCACACUCGCUGUGUGCACCUCACACGAAGAACACCAAAUCAAGGACGCAGGUGCUCAGCAUCUUGUGCAUAACCUCGAAGCAGUCAGAGCAGAGCAGCUCGCAGAUGGUAGAUUGAAGUUCACCAUCGAUCCAUCACGUAUCGUUACAGACUCCAAGUCAGACGCCCGCACGGAUUUGAUCACUCUCAUCACCAAAAUUAAAGACAGCAAUAUUAAACGUAGAUUUUCACAGACGAAUACAAAGCCCGUGCUAUCGCAUCCGCCUCACGCCUCAUCCGAGCCGGUGCACGCCAAUCCGGUGUCAAUCCCAUUCAACGCGCUACUCAGCCCAAUAACGACGGUCAGUUUGCUGGCGUGUAUCAAGGCAGCAUUUGGGCCAGAUCCGUCUUGUCUGGGUAUUAUCAUAAUUACUGAUCUACCCGCUGAGUUUGAUGGGCUGCGUAAAGAGCUACUCGAGUUGUCCAACAAGUUCGCCAGGAUGGCUGAGGAGAAGAAGGAGCGCUACGCCGAUGAAGAGAGCUCAUUUAGCUUCGGCUGGUCGAGAGCCAAGGAGUAUAUGAAUGGCAUGCCAGAUACUCUCAAAGGUAGCUACUACGGUAAUCCCCUCCUCGACCGUCCGCAGGUCGAUCCAACGAUACAGAGGAGGCAUCCAGAGUACUACAAGGGUAAUAUAUGGCCCAACGAAGAUGAGGAUGCAGAAGUAAACGGUUUUCAGCAAUCAUUCAAGAAGCUUGGAUCGUUUGUGGUCGAAGUGGGACUACUGCUCACCAGAGCAUGCGAGUCAUUCGUCUCUCCCCAGCUACAAAUCCAGACCAACAAGACAGACAUACUCGAGGGCAUGCUAGCGCGUUCAUCCGCGCAUAAAGCGCGCCUGCUGCACUACUACCCGCCGCCGCCAUCAGGCGACGGGGACGAGAACGACGACGACCAGGACAGCUGGUGCGGCUGGCACCUCGACCACUCGCUGAUAACGGGCCUCGUCAGCGCCAUGUACAUGUUCGAGGAGGGCGACAAGCACACGCCUAUCGCAAACCCUCACGAGCGAUCCGGGCUCUACAUUCGUAACCGGGCUAACAACGUGGUGAAGGUGACGAUACCGGAGAACGCAUUAGCAUUUCAGACUGGAGAAGCACUCGAGUUGCUCACUGGAGGUAAGCUGCACGCUACCCCACAUUGCGUUCGCGGUGGCGGUCCCGGUCAGGUCAGACUUGGAGAUGCCGUCGGCGACGUUAGCAGAGAGACUUUCGCAGUGUUCAUGCAGCCUGAUGUGUGGGAACAGAUUGGAACACCUGAAGAGACUUUCGGCACUUUCACAAAGGAGGUGCUUAGACGACACUACCGUAAUAAGAAACAAGAGGAGGGCGUCGAUGUGGCUUACAAGUUCGACUCUAGUGAUCACCUUCCGCCCAUUAGUGAACUGACGACGUCGAAUAUUACCAUCAAUCUUGAUUGUCAAGACCCUGCACUGUCGUAUAAGCAUAUUUGA